Messenger RNA from Peromyscus eremicus (cactus mouse), 3846 nucleotides. It is a transcript of the gene Traf6, whose product is annotated as TNF receptor associated factor 6. The transcript is spliced from 8 exons. The record is from RefSeq and is a predicted model, not a curated record. Gene Ontology annotation, biological process: regulation of canonical NF-kappaB signal transduction; interleukin-1-mediated signaling pathway; tumor necrosis factor-mediated signaling pathway. The coding region runs from base 391 to 1983 and encodes 530 amino acids. Lineage: Eukaryota; Metazoa; Chordata; Mammalia; Rodentia; Cricetidae. Gene Ontology annotation, molecular function: tumor necrosis factor receptor binding; ubiquitin protein ligase activity; zinc ion binding. Gene Ontology annotation, cellular component: plasma membrane signaling receptor complex.
CGGAGAAGGCGGAAGCAGCGGCAGCCGCCGCUGGGGCUGAGGCUCCGGCCGUCGGCGGACGCAGCGGACGCUGCCCUCGAACCAGGAGUGUGGCGUCGGAGUCACUUGGUCCUGGAGCGCCCCGUGUGUUGGCGACGCGGUGUGGCCCGGGGGAGCCUUCCGGGUCGGCUGUGGCGUCUCUGCGUGUGCGAACGGUGUGUAGCCCACAGAAGCCAGAAGAAGGUAUCCGACCCCCAGGAGCUGGAGCUAUAAGUGAUUGUGAGACUUCUGAUAUGGAUGCUGGGGUCCGAACUUGGGUCUUCUGGAAGGACUGCACUUGUUCUUAACUGCCGAGCCAUCUUGGCAGCUCCUAAGGAGGGAUCUUAGCAGGCUGACUGAUACAAAGCUACUAUGAGUCUGUUAAACUGUGACCACAGCUGUGGGUCCAGCCAGUCCUCGAGUGACUGCUGUGCUGCCAUGGCCACCUCCUGCAGUGCUGCCGUGAAAGACGACAGUGUGAGUGGGUCUGCCAGCACAGGGAACCUCUCCAGCUCCUUCAUGGAAGAGAUCCAGGGCUAUGAUGUGGAGUUCGACCCACCUCUGGAGAGCAAGUAUGAGUGCCCCAUCUGCUUGAUGGCUUUGCGAGAAGCCGUGCAAACACCAUGUGGCCACAGGUUCUGCAAAGCCUGCAUCAUCAAAUCCAUAAGGGAUGCAGGUCACAAGUGCCCAGUUGACAAUGAAAUACUGCUGGAAAAUCAACUGUUUCCUGACAAUUUCGCAAAGCGAGAAAUUCUUUCUCUGAUGGUAAAGUGCCCAAAUAAAGGCUGUUUGCAGAAGAUGGAGCUGAGACAUCUCGAGGAUCAUCAAGCACAUUGUGAAUUUGCUCUUAUGAAUUGUCCCCAAUGCCAACGUCCUUUCCAAAAGUGCCAGUUUAAUAUACACAUUAUCGAGGAUUGUCCCAGGAGACUGGUUUCUUGUGUAAACUGUGCUGUGUCCAUGCCAUUUGAAGAGAAAGAGAUCCAUGAUCAAAGCUGUCCUUUGGCAAAUAUCAUCUGUGAAUACUGUGGUACAAUCCUCAUCAGAGAACAGAUGCCUAAUCAUUAUGAUCUAGACUGCCCAACGGCUCCAAUCCCUUGCACAUUCAGUGUUUUUGGCUGUCAUGAGAAGAUGCAGAGAAAUCACUUGGCGAGACACCUGCAAGAGAAUACCCAGUUGCACAUGAGACUGUUGGCCCAGGCUGUUCAUAACGUCAACCUUGCUUUGCAUUCGUGUGAUACUUACGCUCCAUCCCGGGGAUGUUGUCCAGAGGACCCAAAUUAUGAGGAAACUAUCAAACAGUUGGAAAGUCGCCUAGUGAAGCAGGACCAUCAAAUCCGGGAACUGACUGCCAAAAUGGAAACUCAGAGCACAAAUGUAAGCGAGCUCAAGCGAACCAUUCGAACCCUUGAGGACAAAGUUGCUGAAAUGGAAGCACAGCAGUGUAAUGGGAUUUACAUUUGGAAGAUUAGCAACUUUGGGAUGCACUUGAAAUCCCAAGAAGAGGAAAAACCUGUCGUCAUUCACAGCCCUGGAUUCUACACAGGCAGACCUGGGUACAAGCUGUGCAUGCGCCUGCACCUUCAGUUACCAACGGCUCAGCGCUGUGCAAACUAUAUCUCCCUGUUUGUCCACACAAUGCAAGGAGAGUAUGACAGCCAUCUCCCCUGGCCCUUCCAGGGUACGAUUCGCCUUACAAUUCUUGAUCAGUCUGAAGCAGUAAUAAGGCAAAACCACGAAGAGGUCAUGGAUGCUAAGCCAGAGCUGCUUGCCUUCCAGCGUCCCACAAUCCCACGGAACCCCAAAGGUUUUGGCUACGUAACGUUUAUGCACCUGGAAGCUUUAAGACAGGGAACCUUCGUUAAGGAUGAUACAUUAUUAGUACGCUGUGAAGUCUCUACCCGCUUUGAUAUGGGUGGCCUUCGGAAGGAGGGCUUCCAGCCACGAAGUACUGAUGCAGGAGUGUAGUAUCCAUUUACUUGUGUUAAAAAAAAAAAAACUACAAACCACACAGAAAAACAGUGCCUUCUUUGCCUGGUCCCAAUAAACAAUGUUCAAACAAGCAGUGGGAGAGGUAUAACACCAGGCACCAGACAUCAUCAGUGAGGUCUUUCUACUUCUUACUGUUACAAAUAUCUGAGGUGGUUUUCAUGGGAAUCUACGUGUCCUCUGUGUCUUCAAAAACUUAGCAUUGGAAGGGCCUGUGGCACAUCUGUUUGUUAAUUAGUGUACCUCUUCAUCGUACUUCCAUGGGCUUUUUCCAUGUACUUCACUGUCAAAAAAAAGGUCGGAGUUAGUGUACUGAAGCUCAGUUGUUUAAUAAUCCUAGGUGCCUUAGAAACUUAGGCUGUUUUUAGGACACUUGUGGACUGUAUUAAACGUGAGAAUCACUACUGCCUUGUGCUGACGCUAGGAAGAAAGUUGCUGCUCUGGUGCCAAGUUCUCAUUUUAGUUGACGCCUGUGAAUUUCAGAAGCUUUGAAGCAUGAUCCCUGGAAAGCCUAAGUUCUCAUGUGCUCCCUUCCCCAUUGUUCAUUAAGGGUCCGGGGACUGCUUUAGCCCUUACCUAUUUAGUGUGAACACCUUGUCUCUGGAGCACCAAGCGUUGCUUUCCUGCUUGCGUAUUUGGAGGCUCCAGGCCGCAGCUUCUCCCGUUUGUAAUGCUGUGGUAACGUGGUUGCCAGCUGUCGAGUGUUAGUGCCAUGUCAGCCGUCUGUCUGUUCAGUGCAGCGCAGUUUCCAUGUCCUCAUGCAUGUCUUCUGUUCCUCGAAAACACAAAAUCACCAGCAUAAACAUUAAAAGUGACAUUAGACGGCAUCUUAUGGAUGACUACAGAACUCUUACAGCCAGGAACCUGGUCAGCCCUCUUGACUACCCUUUGAUUUAGCUUACAUAAUUGAAAUCAAUUUGAUUUCCUCAAGGGGCUGGAGAGAGAGCUCAGUUGUUAAGAGCUGGCUGCUCUUCCAGAGGACUCUGGUUCAAUUCCCAGCACCCACAUGGCAACUCACAACUGUCUGUAACUCCAGUUCCAAGGGAUCAGACAACCUUAUAUAGACAUACAUGCAGGCAAAACACAAAGGCACAUAAAAUAUAAAUAAAUAAAAUUGAUUUCCUCAAAACAGAAUUUGUUAAAACUUGAGAAGCUGUAGGUACUUGAGAGAUGACUAAACCAAGGUUGGCCGUCACAGUGGUUGUAUGGACACUCAGCUUGAGUAGGUGGUGUCCAGCUCAAUGCCGGUUCUGAGCCUAUUCUGUAGAAUGUACUGGUGUGGCCAGAUGUUUCUAACGUGGGGAGGCGAUUGUUGCGCUGUUAUGUAUUUGUCAAUGGCCUGUACAUAUAAAAUACUGUGGAGUCUAGUUCUCAGGGAGUCCUACAACUCAUUAGAGCAUUUAUAAGGAACCUACGGGGAUGUCUCCUGCUGUUUACACGAGAUUGCUCAAGUUUUCUGGUAAGAAGAAAAGGCACUGCUCUCUCCGGCCACAUCAGAGCCCCUGGGCAGUGCUAGAUCUGCCCUGCGUUCCAGAGGACGCUCAGAGACCCUGGCGGAGGAGAGGCGUCUGCUUUUCCGUUGUCGCCUAUCCCCCGCAAGUGUCACUUCAACCUUUCCAUUUCUCUUUGCUUCUAUUCUAUCUGUAAAGGUGAGGGAAAGACCAUGUCCCCACCGUCCCACAAGCUCCUCGUGGUCACCAGUUGGUUUCCUGGUGGCCUGCGUCCUUGGCUGUGCCUUUAGUCCAAGCCUCUUACAGCACCUCCUGCCUAGGGAAACCUACCUGUGUUACCCCAUUCCUGCGGCUUGCCACUGAAUAAAUGUGGGGGUUCUUGAAAAAGCAA